This is a messenger RNA of Theobroma cacao (cacao), 2426 nucleotides long. The record is from RefSeq and is a predicted model, not a curated record. Lineage: Eukaryota; Viridiplantae; Streptophyta; Magnoliopsida; Malvales; Malvaceae.
GUUCUGGUUUUUCCUCGGUGUCAGGAGACUGAUCUGAUAAUAAUUUGUGAAAGAUUUGUAAAUAUAAUCUAUUUGUUUGCUUCUGCUUUCACUUCCUUUGGUCCUGAAUGUAUUUGAAUUCUAUGUUCUGGAUUUUCCUUGGUGUCAGGGAGACUAUCUGAUACCGUUCGGUUUUGCUUUUUUCUUUAUUUAUUUUCUUUUACAUAAUGAUUUUGUUAGUGAGUGCCCUAACGGCACUCUUUAAGGUUACCAUAUUAGGUAAUUUUUUCUUCCAAUGCAUUGCAAUUCAUCACAUUAACUGUUAACUACUAUAUUUAAUUCAAGAAUGUUAUUAUAAAUGGUAUUUUAACUAACCUUAAAGAGUGCCCUUAGGGCACUCACUAAUAAACCCCAUUGUUCAAUGCUCUUUAUAAAUGACAGAAUACCCAAAUAUAGCUGCAUAAACUAUUAUUGUUGUUUUUGUGGAAUAUUUUAAUUUGUUAGCAUGAAUCUGUAUUUUGAUUUGCAUCUAUUUGGAAUGGGGUUUAUUUUUAUUCUGAUGAUGGGUUAGUUUCUUUGCUUCCAUCCCUCCUAGCCAACCUAGACUGUUGCAUUCUCUCUGUACAAUUCAAAACAUGUGGGGCCCUGCGUGCUAGGGAUAAUUUCCAGCCAUUGCUGGUGAUUGAUUUGCCGUCAUGGCUGACCUGAAGCACAGAAUUCUUAUGGUGUCUGAUUUUUUCUAUCCCAACUUUGGUGGUGUUGAGAGUCACAUUUAUUAUCUGUCCCAAUGCCUCCUAAAACUUGGUCACAAGGUGGUUGUUAUGACCCAUGCUUAUGGAAAUCGAUCAGGAGUGAGAUACAUGACAGGUGGUCUGAAGGUUUAUUAUGUACCCUGGCAGCCAUUUCUUAUGCAGAACACAUUGCCGACUUUUUACGGGACAUUACCAAUAAUAAGGACUAUACUUAUUCGGGAAAAGAUAUCACUUGUGCAUGGUCAUCAGGCCUUCUCGACUCUAUGUCAUGAGGCUUUGAUGCAUGCGCGCACUAUGGGAUACAAGGUUGUAUUUACUGAUCAUUCUUUGUAUGGUUUUGCUGAUGUGGGAAGCAUCCACAUGAACAAGGUUCUGCAGUUUACUUUGGCAGAUGUAACCCGGGCCAUUUGUGUUUCUCACACGAGCAAGGAAAAUACAGUGCUACGGUCAGGUUUGCCACCAGAAAAGGUUUUUGUGAUUCCUAAUGCUGUGGACACCGCUAUGUUCAAGCCUGCUCAAGAGCGACUUGGCCAUAAUGAAAUUGUUAUUGUUGUGAUAAGUAGAUUGGUUUAUCGAAAGGGUGCAGAUUUGCUUGUGGAAGUCAUUCCAGAAGUUUGCCGCUUGUAUCCUAAUGUUCGUUUCAUUGUUGGAGGAGAUGGACCUAAACGAGUGAGGUUGGAAGAGAUGAGAGAAAAGCAUUCUCUUCAAGAUCGAGUUGAGAUGUUGGGGGCUGUACCACAUGCUUCUGUACGGUCUGUGCUGAUUUCUGGCCACAUAUUCUUAAACAGUUCUUUAACAGAAGCUUUUUGCAUAGCCAUAUUGGAGGCUGCAAGUUGUGGAUUAUUAACUGUCAGUACACGUGUUGGAGGAGUCCCAGAGGUUUUACCAGAUGACAUGAUAGUACUUGCUGAACCAGAUCCUAGUGACAUGGUACAAGCAAUUAAGAAGGCAAUAUCUAUCGUUCCUGAGAUUGAUCCACUAGUUAUGCAUGAUCGUAUGAAGAGGCUUUAUAAUUGGAAUGAUGUUGCAAAAAGGACAGAGAUAGUGUAUAAUCGUGCUUUGAAAUGUUCUGAUCAGAGUCUCCAAGAACGUCUCUCACGGUAUCUUUCAUGUGGUGCUUGGGCAGGCAAGCUCUUUUGCUUGGUUAUGAUAAUCGACUUUUUGCUAUGGCGACUUUUGGAACUAUGGCAGCCUGCAAAGGAUAUUGAGGAGGUGCCUGAUGUCGUUCUACCCCGGGAUCAAGAUGGAGAAAACAUUGAAGGAUUUCGAUGAAAAUCUGAAGACUCCCUUCAAACUUUCAGGUGUAUGAAGAGUCAGCUAACAUGUCGAACCUGCAAUGGAUAAUCUUCAAGCUUCGGGCACUUGUUCCGUUCUGAAUGUAGUUAAUUUUUGGGAUGCCCUGUAAAUAAAAAUCAAAGACCAUUACUCCAUGGAUUGCUGACUGGUGUAAACUGGAGUUGGUACAUGCAGGACGUUACACCAAGGGGACCGAAAACUUAAGGAGCUUGUUUUGAGGUUCUUCUAGCAUCAUAGGAUCAUGACUGGAACUGGUUCUUUUUCAUUCAAGUUAAUUACCAAGUACUAUUAUUAUUUUCUUAUUAGCAUCGAAUGAUUAACCAAAGAAUCAGAGUUGUAAGAUAUUUUUGCCUAUUAGCUAUCAAUCCAUGUGAUUCUUCGAUGAAUCUUUUCUGACUU